UUAAUUUGAAGGAGAGAUAGUUUUUUGCUUGAUGGGUAUAAAAAGACCAUUAUUGUUCAGCAACUGUAUCAGUCAUAGUUCCGACUACAAACUUACUACAGUUUCAACACAGAUCUUCAAGACAUUCCAAAUCAAAAUCAAAAUGUUCAAGUUGUUGGUGUUGUCUGUUUUCAUUGCCGUUGCUGCUGCUGCUCCAAGUGGUCUCUAUCAUGAAGCCCCAAUUGCUUACGAAUCAGUAGCUGUUGUUGAGCCAGAAUACCAUGUUAGCGCUGUAGUUGAACACAUCCCCACAGCUGUGUCACAUCAAAGCCGCACAGACUAUCACAGCAAACCAGUUGUACACUCUGUUUUGGCUCCAGUUGUACACGCUGCCCCAGUUGUGCAUGCUGCCCCAGUUGUGCAUGCCGCUCCAAUUGCAUACAGCGCACCAAUCUAUACCAGCUAUGCACACAACGCACCAAUCUAUUCUAGCUACGCACACAGCUACGCUCUCGUCGUUCUAAGUGCAUUGAUUGCUUGCGGCACAGCAGCACCAAGCGGAAUUCACGGUGCAGAUCAGUAUGCAUAUGCAGGCCCCGUUGCUACAUAUGCUGCUGCCUCACCUGUGUUGGUUGAACAACCUGCUCUUGCUAAAGUAGCAGAAUACGUUGAACAUGUGCCAUCGUCCGUUUCUCAUCACAGUUCUUCAGUUGUCCACAGCAGUGCUGCUGUAGCAACACCAGUCAUCACACCGGUUGCUAAGACAACUAUUGUUUCAGCACCUGCUCCAAUUUUGCAUUCUGCCCAAGUUGUUGCUGCCCCAGCAAGAACCAUCGUCGAAGCUACACCUAUCGUUGAGGAAAUUCGUGAAGCACAAUAUAUUGCUCCAGUCUUGAAACAAGUAGUACACCAACAGGAAUACGCUAAAGUUGCCGAAGUCGUCGAACACGUACCAUCAUCUGUAUCACACCACAGUUCAUCGGUUGUCCACAGCACAGCCGCUGUAGCAACUCCAGUUAUUACACCAGUUGCUAAGACCACUAUUGUUUCGGCACCAGCCCCAGUUUUACAUUCUGCUCCAGUUAUUGCUCCUGCUCCAAUAUUGAAGGAAGUUCGUGGAAUUGAACAUGAAAUCGUUGAAGUUCGCCCCGAAAUCCACGCACCAGCAGCAUACGCUAAAGUUGCUGAAUACGUUGAACAUGUACCAUCGUCUGUAUCACAUCACAGUUCAUCAGUUGUUCACAAUACUGCCGCUGUAGCAACUCCAGUCAUUACACCAGUUGCUAAGACCACUAUUGUUUCGGCACCAGCCCCAGUUUACAAAGCAGCUCCAUUAUUGAAAACCGUUCCUGCACCAAAUGCCUAUACUAUUCAAGGUCCAUCAGCUUAUGCUGUUCAAGCUCCAGCAGCUUAUGCUGUUCAAGCUCCAUCAGCUUAUGCUGUUCAAGCUCCAGCAGCUUAUGCUGUUCAAGCUCCAUCAGCUUAUGCUGUUCAAGCUCCAGCAGCUUAUGCUGUUCAAGGUCCAGCAGCUUAUGCUGUUCAAGGUCCAGCAUCUUAUGCUGUUCAAGGUCCAGCAUCUUAUGCUGUUCACGGUUCAGGAGCCUAUGCUGCUUAUGAAGCUCCAUCAUACAAUGCUUUGCCAUAUGCCGCUUACAAUCAUGGACCAGCUUUCUACAGUGGACCUGCAUUGCGUUCACAUUAGUUCGCAUUUAGAACGAGGAAAGACUUAAAUAUUGACUGAUAUGCUAACAAUACCACCCGUUAGCGCAAUUUCAUUUCUAUUGUUCUCAAUGACAAAUGGAGAAAAAUUAGAGGGAAAUUGGAAUAAAAAAAUAAAUUAUUUUGUGAUGUCCCAUGUAAA
This is a messenger RNA of Bradysia coprophila, 1840 nucleotides long. RefSeq lists its product as uncharacterized. Lineage: Eukaryota; Metazoa; Arthropoda; Insecta; Diptera; Sciaridae. The record is from RefSeq and is a predicted model, not a curated record.